Arvicola amphibius (Eurasian water vole) is the source of this 1859-nucleotide messenger RNA. RefSeq names its product mitochondrial chaperone BCS1 (gene Bcs1l). The record is from RefSeq and is a predicted model, not a curated record. Gene Ontology annotation, cellular component: mitochondrial inner membrane. Lineage: Eukaryota; Metazoa; Chordata; Mammalia; Rodentia; Cricetidae. Gene Ontology annotation, biological process: mitochondrial respiratory chain complex III assembly; protein insertion into mitochondrial inner membrane from matrix. The transcript is spliced from 8 exons. Gene Ontology annotation, molecular function: ATP binding; ATP hydrolysis activity. Bases 551 to 1807 code for a protein of 418 amino acids.
AGAGUCAUUGCAGUAGGGGGCGGAGUGACAGGUUUACCCCGACCACGUUCCUGGAAGCCGGAGCUGUGUUGUGUAGCGUGUUUGGGAGACAGCUGCUGCCUGUCAGGCUCGGGAACCGGCAGCCAGAAGAGCUUCGUCAGUGGCUCUCUAUGCAGAGGUGUUUUGGAAUCCUAGAUCCCAGCUCCGAGCCUUAGUGGAGGUCACGGCUGUCAAAUCCCCGGUGGCCCGAGAGCCAGGCGGAGGACGAAGUGGCGGUAGUGGAGUGUCGCUGGAGAGGUGUGCAGGAAGUAAUUAGUCCUUUUCCCUUGGGAAUGGUCUACAGUUAGGCCUAGUCACAUCUUACUGGGUUGAAAUUGGAAAAGGCUCCGUGGAGGAAGUAGCCUAUGAAAUCUCAAUAAGAAUGCCGGGAAUAAAGAAGGGGGCAUUCGGAACCAACAGAACUGAAUGGGCCAGAGCUCUGCUGCUCUCCACCCCUAGGUUUUGACAGUGUCUCGGGGCCUGUAAGCAUCUGUCAUUUUUGUUUUUUGUUUUUGUUUUUUUCCCUUUCAAGAUGCCAUUCUCAGACUUUAUUCUGGCCCUAAAAGACAAUCCCUACUUUGGGGCUGGAUUUGGGCUGGUAGGUGUGGGCACAGUUCUGGCUGUGGCCCGGAAAGGAGCCCAGCUGGGUCUAGUGGCAUUCCGGCGCCAUUACAUGAUCACACUGGAAGUCCCUGCUAGAGACAGAAGCUAUGCCUGGUUGCUUAGCUGGCUUACCCGACACAGCACCCGCACCCAGCACCUCAGUGUUGAAACCUCAUACCUGCAGCACGAAAGUGGCCGAAUCUCCACCAAGUUCGAAUUUAUCCCCAGCCCUGGAAACCACUUCAUUUGGUAUCAGGGGAAAUGGAUCCGGGUACAGCGAAACCGAGACAUGCAGAUGGUGGACCUGCAAACGGGGACUCCUUGGGAAUCCGUCACCUUCACAGCCCUGGGCACGGACAGGAAGAUUUUCUUCAACAUCCUGGAAGAAGCUCGAGCACUGGCCCUGCAACAGGAGGAGGGGAAGACAGUGAUGUACACAGCUGUGGGUUCUGAAUGGCGCACCUUUGGUUAUCCACGCCGCCGCAGGCCACUGGAUUCUGUAGUCUUGCAGCAGGGUCUUGCUGAUCGAAUUGUCAAAGAUAUCCGGGAAUUCAUUGAUAAUCCCAAGUGGUACAUUGACAGAGGCAUUCCCUACAGACGUGGCUACCUUCUUUAUGGGCCCCCUGGUUGUGGGAAGAGCAGUUUUAUAACCGCUCUGGCUGGAGAACUGGAGCACAGCAUCUGCCUUCUCAGCCUCACAGACUCUAGCCUCUCAGAUGACCGGCUCAACCAUCUGCUGAGUGUUGCCCCCCAGCAGAGCUUGGUGCUCCUGGAGGAUGUGGAUGCUGCUUUUCUUAGUCGAGACUUGGCCGUGGAGAACCCUGUGAAGUACCAAGGCCUAGGUCGCCUCACCUUCAGCGGACUGCUCAACGCUUUGGAUGGCGUCGCCUCCACUGAGGCUCGCAUUGUGUUCAUGACCACCAACCACAUCGACAGGCUGGACCCUGCCCUGAUCCGCCCUGGGCGAGUCGACCUGAAGGAGUAUGUGGGCUACUGCUCACACUGGCAGCUGACCCAGAUGUUCCAGAGGUUCUACCCGGGGCAAGCGCCUUCCUUGGCUGAGGACUUUGCAGAACAUGUCCUUAAAGCUACAUCCCAGAUUAGUCCUGCCCAGGUGCAAGGCUACUUCAUGCUGUAUAAAAAUGACCCUGUGGGGGCUAUUGAGAAUGUUGAAUCUCUGAGGUGAUUCCAGGCCACUAUCUGCUCUCAAAAAAAUCCAUAAACACCAAUCACACUAA